Molecule: messenger RNA, 1617 nt
Organism: Cladophialophora yegresii CBS 114405
Lineage: Eukaryota; Fungi; Ascomycota; Eurotiomycetes; Chaetothyriales; Herpotrichiellaceae
Exons: 3
Coding region: 1-1617 (538 amino acids)
Biological process (GO): ribosomal small subunit biogenesis; ribosomal large subunit biogenesis
Cellular component (GO): nucleolus
Molecular function (GO): RNA binding; DNA binding
Source: RefSeq, a predicted model, not a curated record
AUGGACGACGAACUAACGCAACGGCUCAAAAGCCAUGCACGUUCCUUCGACAGCCUCUUGUCUCUCAUCCCAGCAAAGCUCUACUACAGCGGAGAUGUCAGCGAUCAAUGGAAACGGAAAAAGCAGACACCGGAGGAGAAACGGGCGGCAAAAAUGGCGAAGCUGGACCCCGACAACUGGAAGAGCGCAAAGGACAUCAUGGACGAACGAGCCGCCGAGGCCGCCCUGAAAAGAAAGCGGGAAGCCGGAGAAGACGAAGAUGAAGCCGUCGAAAGUCCCAACGUGGAGGAUCGUGAUGACCUAGAACAACCAAAAGCUGUACUCGACGCACAGCAGCCGAAACAAAAAAAGCGGAAGGUCGAUAUCAAACCCAAGACCGAGACAGAGACCGCUGAGGACAGGCAACGCCGGAGAGCCGAGGAACGAGCGGCAAAGCGGGACCGAAAGAAGGAGAAAAAGGCCAAAGCAAAAGAAAAGGCGGAGCGACAAAAGGCAAAGAAAAGGGCGGCACAAGGUCAAUUGAAUACAACCAAUGAUGACGAAACCCCGGCGAAACCGAAGGAGGUAGCAAAGGAGCUACAACUACAGACUCCAGUUGAUUUGACGACCUCGGUGGGACGGGCAGAGGAAGCUACUCAAGACGCUCGUGCUCAUCGAGCAGCAUCACCAUCCACAGCUUCGUCAGACGAUGAAGAAGAGCCAGAAGAAGUCUUCUCACCACAGCAUGAGUCUGGCGUAUCCUCCACAUCAUCCAUUCAACCAGCCUCGAUCGACGAAACCAUAAAACCAGAGGAACAAACCACCUUACUUCCGCCACCAACCACGUCAAUAAAUCAAGUCGACACGUCCAAGGACCCACGCCAACGCCUCCAAGAAGCUCUUUCUCAGUUCCGCGCCGAACGAAAAGCCGAUGGCACCGACGGCCGCCCACCCAAAAACAGACAAGAACUCCUCGACCAGCGGCGCCGAAAGGAAGAAGCUCGAAAAGUCGCCAAAAAGGAACAAAGAGCCCGCGAGAAGGAGGAAGAGGCCCGUCGCCAGGACGAAGAGAUCGCUCGACGCUUCUCGCCGGGUGGUUCCGGCUCACUCCUGGCGUCGCCUCGAUCCCCCAUCAUCGGUGACAACAACAGCUCCAACAACUUCACAUUCGGCCGCAUCGCCUUCUCGGACGGCACGAGCCUUGACCCUUCUACCUCGGAUGUCGUGGACUCGCACAAAAAGAAAGGGCCCCGAGAUGUGGCCUCGCAGCUCCAGCUCGCACAGGCAAAGAAGGCGCGACUCGCCGGGCUGGACGAAGAGAAGCGCACCGAUAUCGAGCAGAAAGAUAUGUGGCUGAACGCGAAGAGGCGGGCCCAUGGCGAGCACGUGCGCGACGAUAGUUCGCUGUUGAAGAAGGCGCUGAAGAGACAGCAGGGCCAGAAGAAGAAGAGCGAGAAGGAAUGGACGGAGCGGGUGGAGGGCGUGAAGAAGGCGCAGGAGACGAAGCAAAAGAAGAGGACGGAGAAUCUGGCCAAGAGGAAGGAGGAGAAGCGAGCGGGCAAGGGCAAGAAGGUCAAAAGGCCGGGCUUUGAAGGGAGUUUCAAGGGGAGGACGGGUGGGGGAAGGAAAAAGUCGUGA